Molecule: messenger RNA, 2238 nt
Organism: Brenthis ino (lesser marbled fritillary)
Lineage: Eukaryota; Metazoa; Arthropoda; Insecta; Lepidoptera; Nymphalidae
Source: the annotation of a GenBank genome assembly
AUGGAAGCAAAAGACAUAUGUAUAGAAAUAGAAAAUGACGAAUUUUACAGUAAGUUUUUGACAGAUUCAGUAAAAACGAUUGUUGAAGGAAACAUAUCGGUAACAGAACAAGUCAAUAAACUUAACGAGGCCAUCGAUAAAUUAUCAAAAAGCUUAGAAAUACAAGUUCUCGCAAAACAUAAUGAUCUGUUGACUCAAGCAAGCAAUAUAUCUGAACUUGAGGCUAUGUUAGCGACCGUCCGUUCCCAAAUACAAGGAUUGUUGCAAACAUCACAAAAACUGAAAGAACGGAUUCAUAAACCUUUCUGCGUAUUAGAAGAACAAACUACAAUGCUUGAACGAGUUCAAAUAACUUGUAAUCUUCUCCGUCAUACAUCCAAAAUACUUGUUUUGUGGGAUAAACUUAAUGCAAUAAAAGAUAAUCCAGCCAAAGAAGCUAUAGUCUUAUUUGAACUGGACGAAUUGAUUAGUGACUAUGAUUUUGAAGGAAUUAUUUUGCUUGAAGAUAUAUUAAAAGAAGUAGAUAUUAAGAGAAAAGAUUUAAUAAGUAAUUCCACAGAGUUGUUGCAGUCUAGUUUAUUAAGUGGAGAUAAAACUAAACUAUUACAGUGUUUUAAAGUAUUUCAUAACCUACAAUGCACUGAAGAACAAAUUAAAAAAACUGUAGACUGUAUACUUAAGGACUUGAAAAAAGAGAUCACAAAUGCCCUAAAUGUGCAAAUGGUAUCUAUUGAAGUUAAAAAAUCAAGCUCAGGUCGCAUUGCUCCAGGCAAAGCCAAUAUAAUGAAUGCUCAAGAUUUUAAUAUUAAGCUCUGGGAUAACAUUGAAAAGCUAUUUAAAGUGGACAUUUACAACAGCUGCAUGAAGGUGAUUAUGUUGCAAAAUGUAGUCAACGAACUACAUGCAAUUGGAAAUUUUAGACAAAUUGCGAGUAACUUUUGGAAUGAAUUAUCAAAAAUUUUUAGUAAAGAAUUAGAAAAAAGCCCAUCAACAGUAAGUCAAUCUGUUGAAAUUGAUUUUCCAAAAUUGUUAAAGUGUUUCAAUGACUUGCUUUCUAGAUUAAAAUGUAAAGAUUUAGAAGUAAACAGGGCCUAUUUGACUAAAUGGGAAAACUCAUUUUUAUCAAAAUCCUUAGGCAAACUUUUAGAACCAGUCAGAAGUAUGUGGCAUUUAAACCAGGUGCCAACUACGGAUCAAAUUGAUAAUGCAAUAAGAGUCAUAGCAGAAGCAUUAAGCAUAUCUCUGGGUGAUAAGAACUUGAGUAUAAGUUUAGCAAAUAGUGUUGCUAAAAGUAUUAAGCAGAUGACUGUCGAGGCUGAACAAAGGCUGUCAAUGGAUAGUGAUGUUGCCCAAAUUAUUGAAGCCCCAACCAGUUCACAACAAAAGAAUGCUGAUCUAUGUAAUAGAUUAUAUUAUUUCUCAUCACAAAUUAAAAGAGUCCUCGUAAACAUGAACUCGAUGCUUCCACAAGAGAGUGUACAAAUAGUCCAAAACAGUCUCAAGGGCAUUUCGAGUUCGCCCAUUCUUAAUCUUUUUUCUGAAUCGAUUAAAAAUUCUCUGUACAUCAUUUUGAUGACCCUGCAUGAUGAAGGGGAUUUAAUACGAGCUGAUGAUCCAAGUAAUAAAAAUAUAUCAUGUUCACCAUACAUGAAAGAACUGCAACAUUUUGUGUCAAGGUGCAAAGAUAUCUAUCUAUCUAUGUUCGAUGAAAAAUCAGCACUAAACGAAUGCUGCAUGAAUAUUUCAAAGUCUUGCAUUGAAAGAUUCAUUCUACAUGUAUGCAAUGUUCGACCCAUAAGUAAAUAUGGACGUGCAAAAUUACAGGUUGAUUGCAGGCAUUUGGAGACUUGUUUAUCUCCAUUAGUGAAUGAGAUAGCGGAACUUGGUGAUCAUUACCGUCAAUUAAAGGCUUUGAGUUUACUUUUAGAAAAAACUCCUCAGGAGAUAGCUAAGAGCCAAAAUGAAGGUGGUGCUUUGCCUUAUUCAUUAGUGAUGAUGUUCUUGUUUUCACAUGGAGGCCCACAAUUACUCGCACCACACACCUGUGCAGGUUGGAACAUGCAGAAACUGGUCCAGUGGUUAGAUUCACAUAAAAACGAAAGGGACAGAAUAGAAUUUGUGGCUGGAGCUUUACAGAGAUAUCAAAAUCACAUCAGACAAAAUCAAAUUACUACAUAUGAUGAAGUAUACCCUGUUUUAUUACAGUUACUUGAUGAUGCGAGAGAGGCUUUAAAGAAG